AUGAUAAGCAGAUUAAGACAUAUUUUCCUUAGGUCCUUCUCAUCUGACAAUAAAUCUCCUAUAGCAAUGGAAGACAAAGAAAGUCUAAGAAAGCGUUUAACUCCUCUGCAAUAUAAAGUGACUCAAGAAAGCUUCACGGAAUACCCAUUCACAUCAGAAUACACCGAUCAUCAUGAAUCUGGAAUUUACAAUUGUGUCGUUUGCGGGGUACAACUUUUUUCCUCUCAAUCAAAGUUUAACUCAGGAUGUGGCUGGCCUGCUUUUGAUGCUCCGAUGGACGCUAACCAAAUUAAAAAUCUUCAUGACAGUACUCAUGGGAUGCAAAGAACAGAGGUGAGAUGUCAAAACUGCGAUGCCCACUUGGGUCAUGUUUUUGAUGAUGGACCUACUGCAACAGGAAUUCGAUAUUGCAUUAAUGGGGCAUCUCUUCAAUUUACAAAAAAGUAA
Molecule: messenger RNA, 447 nt
Organism: Blepharisma stoltei
Lineage: Eukaryota; Ciliophora; Heterotrichea; Heterotrichida; Blepharismidae
Source: the annotation of a GenBank genome assembly